Molecule: messenger RNA, 1398 nt
Organism: Notechis scutatus (mainland tiger snake)
Lineage: Eukaryota; Metazoa; Chordata; Lepidosauria; Squamata; Elapidae
Gene: SERTM2
Product: serine rich and transmembrane domain containing 2
Cellular component (GO): intracellular membrane-bounded organelle
Source: RefSeq, a predicted model, not a curated record
UUCUCAACAAUUGUGAAGAGGUCCAUAAGAAAUGGGAAAAUGGAGAACCACCACAUUAAUUGAAAUGUCCCUUAACUCAUGUCGCUCAGUUUAGAAAUAAAGCACAGUACAAAGAUUUGAAAUUAGAUGUUGAAAAAAGCAUCCCUGUGGUUGCUUACUCUGAAGUUAAUUGAUGCUUACUUUUCCAAUGAAGACCAAAGAUUCUGAUUAAAACCAGCUUAUGGAUAUUGACUAAGCCUUCUGUGGAUAUAUCAUUAGUUGUGCAAUGCUGUUGACUGAAAAGCCCUUGCAAAUCUCAGGUGUGUGGUUUUCUUUCAAGGAAAAAUGAUUGAUGGUGAUGGUGGUGUUAGUGAUGAUCUGGAUCUUCUAUUUUACAGAGUAAGCAAAGCCUUGGGAGAAGAUGACUGUCCAUGAAAAGAACUUUCCUAUGCAACUUAAAGAUUUAUAGUAUCUUUGAGAAUUUACUUCAUACUCCAAUGCAUGAAUCCAACAAGGACCCCUUUCUUGGACUGUGUAAAAAAAGCAGCAACAUGUUUAUGAGUGAAUGGGGGAGAAUGGAUAAGGCCUGAGUAAGCAAUGACUGAACUUGUUUUCAGACACCAUGGAAAUCUUACUGGCCGUGCUCAUCCACACCCAACAUUGGCUACAGAAGCAGCAAUUGCAGAUAAGUAUUCUAACCUGUAUAUGUAUGUGGGGCUGUUCCUGACCCUGCUAGCCAUCUUGCUCAUUCUUCUGUUCACGAUGCUUCUCCGCUUAAAGCAUGUUAUAUCUCCCAUCACCACAUCUCCAGAGAGAACGGAGAACAUCCAGGAGUUCACAGAUGUGGAAAUGCAUACCAGGAUUCCCAGUCCUUAAAAAAUGGGACAAAAAUAUGUUGAGAUGCAUCUUUUGGUUUACUGGAUGAAAUGUGGGAACGUUGUCCACUGUUGGCCCAGCUGAAAACGGUCCAGACAAAUAAGAUUUCAAGACAACUGAAGGCUGCAAGGAUGCAAUGGACAUGAGCAGGGCCCUGAGGGAACAGUUAUGGAGGCCUACAAUAACAUAGAUUUGUAGAUUCAGGACCAUGGAUAGCAACCAAAGAAUACUUGAUCCAGUUCUGGCCCAAAGCAAUUUAUAAAUUUUAAUAGUCUUGCUUGGAUUUAUUUUAGCAGCUCUGUCUUUUCAAGGCUUGUCUCAUAUUUCCAAAAGAUCAUCACCAUCAUCUUCAGUUGGGAGAGAGGGGCUAUAGUUUUGCAUUUGCACUAUUUAGUUAGAAGGGUAGUGACCUUGUUGAAUGAAGAUUGCUUUUCAGAAUCUUCUGGAAGCCUAGGUUGACGUAAAGUUGUCCUCCAGGGUCCCAGUGCAACAGGACUGCUUUGGGAUUCAUGGAAGAAGUCACAGGAUGUGGAGAAUCUCACC